Molecule: messenger RNA, 3246 nt
Organism: Diplodia corticola
Lineage: Eukaryota; Fungi; Ascomycota; Dothideomycetes; Botryosphaeriales; Botryosphaeriaceae
Exons: 2
Coding region: 1-3246 (1081 amino acids)
Source: RefSeq, a predicted model, not a curated record
AUGGCGGCGUCCGCCCAAGCUCCGCGAGCUCCGACUCCUCUACGAGCCAGGCAGCCGCGCCCUCCCUCGCUCCCACACUCGCCCUCUUCGCACGACAAGACGCUGCCAUUCGGCUCGUGCAACUCCCGCGACCACACCAACUUCGGCCUCAAUGCCCCGACCUGCGCCUGCAAGCGCUUCUGGAGGGACCCUCACCGCCCCGAGGAUGGUGGUGGUGAUGGAGACGUCGAGUACCCAUGGUGCAUCUGCGGCCACCACGCCUGCUUCCACGACGCCCCCGACACCGCUGCCUCCCGCUCGCACCACCAGUCCAUUCGCCCCACGCCGCAUUCCCCCGUAGACCUCGUCCAGGUCAGCAAUGGCUGGUACGUCGAUCGUACCCGGCUCGACCUCACAACCCACGACAUACAACAUACCCCCAGGAGGAGGGGCCAAUUCACACGCAGUCUUUCCGGCGACACCACCGCCGAGGAUGGAGAACUCGCGGUGGCCCGCACAAGACCGGCCAAUGCUACAUCCGGCCUGAGUCGCAAUGACAACUCAGAUCUCCACAUUUCUGGUUUCCCAAGCGUCCCGUCCAUCUGCUAUCCGACCCCCAGACGUGCCGUGCACUCCGGCGCCGAUACCAACCGCCCUGUGGAUUACCAACCUCCGCAACAGCCUCCGAGGUUCGACCUGGAGAUGCAAUCAACCACCGAACGUCCUGAUCAAACGCGCAGGGCGGAGACGGAUGCUCUGAAAGAAUGGCACAAGACACUGGAACGCGCGAGAGGACAAUCUCAGCUGGCCUCUACCGUCCGAUAUUCGACAGAUGGGGAGAGCGACCGUCCUCGCAAUAGCCCGAGUCGAGCUUUCCUCGACCACGUCCUGCAGUCGCGCCGCGCUGCAGCUCAGGCGGAAGCUCCAUCCACUGCCGUGAAGAGAGAAGACCCUACGCAGAAUGCCAUGGACCUAGCUACGUCUAGUAUUGUCGACACUCAAGAUGUCCAAACCUAUGACCAACAUCUGCACGAAACGACCUCCUUGAUCGACAAUGUUGUUCGGGGGAUCGCGUCUGUGGAGAACGCCAGUUUGGGUCCUGAAGAAAACGAACUUGCCCUUUCUCCAACCCAGCCGAACACAUCGCAACGCAGUUCGAGACAUGCAGGCGACAGAACACCCGAUGCUCGGGCUGACUCUGUUGCUGCCGUUCCGAUGAGCGUGCCGUGGGCCCUUCGCAAACUUGCACCUCAGUUGCUCAGUUUGAAAAGGCAUCUCGCGGCACAGCCUAAUAUUUCCACGACGAUUCAAAACAUGUCUGACCGCCUCUGGAUGUUAGAAAAUGCAUCCUUUCAACACGUUCCGGCUGAAGAGAUCUGUGACAAGUUCGACCUGAUGGAUGGCCGACUUCUCGAGGUCGAGCAACGUCUGAUCGAUCUUGAUCGGCCGCAGGAGGACUCACAGACAUCCAUGGUUCGGCGCGAUGCUACUGAAGAUAAAUCGUUUUACGGCGAAUGUUCUGAGAGCCUCGCCAAAAUCGAGCACCGUCUUCAAGACCUCGAGUGUUCAGUGCCAUCCACCUCGUAUCCCUGGGAAAUCGAGGUUGUGCUGUUACCCUGGGGACGAGACCUUCAUGGCAUCUGGUUUACCAAGUCAGAGUUGUCGGCGAAGUCUCAGAGGUCCCGUUCCAACCGUGGCUCUUCGAUUUCUCCGCCCCGGAUCAAAGGCACCGAACAUGGUCGGACCUCUCAUCAUCACCAGAAUCACCAUGAUGGCUUGGAAUACGAAAAACUUUUCCCAAAAGCAUGCGGACCGCGAAACAAAGUGUGGCACCGUCUCAAAAGCAGGGGUUUCGUCAAGAAUGUAGUAAUUACGGAACCAGGAGCCCGUCACAUCUUAACCACCAUUGAUGAGGCCUUUGGUGAGAGUAUUUUGGAAGUUGCUGGAGAUUCCUCUCAUAUUGAGGAUGAUGAGCUGUACCCUGGCGGCCUAACAGCCCCUGUUAUUCCACUUCGAAAGGUCCAGAAAGACAUGCAACUCCGGUUCCUGCCCGCCUCGGAGAUGAUAAGCCCAACGCUGUGGAACGCCGAGUUCCUUGCUUGCGACGUCAUUCACCAUGUUCGCGGGAAGAAGCGCCUCUACGUCACCGGAAGCUGCGCCUACAUCCAGCCGGACGCUGAGGAGUGUGGUUCCACAUGGCAAGACAUCAAAGAUCUGCCACGUGUUGACAUGUAUUCAUCUGCUGAUGAGGACGCCCAGGCUCCCGAGUCGGGCUACGAAGGGGACUGGUGGGACUGGCAUCCGAGCUUGGAUCCCCCGCUUGAGACAGUCUCGUCGUGCAACACUCCCAAUAAUUCUGGUUCGGCCAACUCAUCUUUCGACUCUGCAACAUCUCUACCAUUGCGCCAUCCUACAAACGAGCUUCCAGACCCCACGCCCAUUUGGGAGUUUUCAGACCAAGAAAGGUCGAGUAGCCCUCAAACGGAUGCCGCUCCGCGAUCACCUCGUCCCUUCAACCGCACAAUGCCGGCGCCAACGACCCAAGUACAAAUCACGAAGCUCGCCUCCAAGCGACGAGCCGGGAGCUCAUUUGAUGAAGUUCCGCCACCCUAUCCAUCAAAGGAAGCAAAAGAACCAGAUUGGAUCGCAGAAGACUACAGGAAAAAACGGCGCCGCCAUACAAGCCGGUCCAGCGGUAGCGCUGGCGACUCGGCCGGCGGCGAUGCAAGAGACGGGCUUCUGCCCACACCCCGCCACUCAAUUGAACCCACGCCCCGUGUCAGUUACCUUGGAUCCCAGGGCAGCCUGAGGUUUCCGGUCGACUCGCCGCCCGCGGGCGUGUCAGGGAAUCAAGCCCAAUGUUCUGCCAAGGCCAGAAAUCCCUACGGCUCGCCGUGCAGCGGCCCGGUGGGCAUCUCGAACGAGCCUCCGUCGUAUACUGACCGGCAGUGUCAUGACACGGAGCCGGAUGAUUUCGAGGACGAGAGCCACUCGGACGGCGACAAUGACAAGGAUGGGACCUGUGACGACGACGACAACAACAACAACAAUAGCAUGGUGCGAUACGACGGAAAAGAAAGAUUGAAAGGUGAGAAACGCCCGACCAAAGGGAUGGACGGCGACGACGAGAUGACGGACGAGUGGCAGGGCUGCAUCUCGGAGGUGAGCCAGGUCGACUGCGUCCAGCGCCCUGACUCCCCUUCAGUCAAGCGGGAGAGGGACAGUCCGACACGGAACCCAUGGAUCAAUAGUGUGCCAAGCCAGUAG